AUUCACUGUAAGUAAUGCUCCCAUUUCAUGGUUGACAUCAUCCGUACAUCCCAUCUCCGAGGGUUUGCCGAUGCCGCCAUCCCCUCUAGAAUCUUCACUAGGAGUAAUCAGCUCUAUUCUUCACCAACACAGCUCUCUCUCCCCCAACGAACAACCCCGCCACCAGCUCCUUGUAUAUAAAACCAUCAAUCCUCAUCUCCUUCCAUCUACUUCCUCGCUUUCAUGUACUCCGCCAUCUCCACCAUCGCCAUCCGACGAACGCUAAUCGCUGCCUCCCGAACAGCCUCUGCAACCAGCAAACGUCCAUCCUUCCUCACGAUCCAACACCUCUCUAAACCUCUAUCCCAUCCCCGAUUUUUCACCAUGUCUGAAACCAAGCAAGGAGUCCACAACCUCGCCAAGAAAUCCGACUGGGACGAAGCCCUCGCCGAAACUAACCGCCUCAUCGUCCUCGACUGCUUCGCCACCUGGUGCGGCCCCUGCAAAGUGAUCGCCCCCACCGUCGUGAAGUUCUCCGACGCCUACCCCGAGGCUCGCUUUUACAAGCUCGACGUCGACGAGGUCCCCGACGUCGCCCUCGAGCUGGGCAUCCGCGCCAUGCCGACGUUUCUGCUGUUCAAGAACGGGGAGAAUAUUGGCAGUGUGUUGGGCGCGAAUCCGAAGGCGUUGGAGGCGGCGAUUCAGAAGGGGUAUGGGGAGGGGGCAACGGCGUGAGAGAAUGUGGGAGGAUGUUGUGAUGGAGCUGUGGGCGGAGGGAUGGUGACAUCACUGUAGAGUGAAUGCAGAUUUCCUAAGAAAUGAUACCGAUUUUCUGAGACGGUGGAUGAAGUACGGUUGAGAACAUCCUCAGAUAUCGUUACAAUGAAAACAAAUUUCGUGAAAUAUGCACUUCUACCCGACAUACAUUCGGCUAUCCGGUGUCACGUCCCGCAUCAUAAAUAAGUGCCGCAUCACAUUUCCAUUACGAGACACGCGAUCCAAUGCCAUCCUAGACACCGUCGCCAGCGAUCCCCCCUCCCUCCACUUAUUUCUUCGACAAGAAAUGGAGCUUCUUCUUCUUCCGAUCCGGAUCCUUCGUCAACUUCCCCCCAUUCCGCUCAUUCCGCUCAUUCCCCCCUCCAUUCUGCGAAGUAGCCGACGACGACGGCGCCUGGCUC
Eremomyces bilateralis CBS 781.70 is the source of this 1157-nucleotide messenger RNA. RefSeq names its product thioredoxin-domain-containing protein. The record is from RefSeq and is a predicted model, not a curated record. The coding region runs from base 223 to 714 and encodes 163 amino acids. The transcript is spliced from 2 exons. Lineage: Eukaryota; Fungi; Ascomycota; Dothideomycetes; Eremomycetales; Eremomycetaceae.